Electrophorus electricus (electric eel) is the source of this 2275-nucleotide messenger RNA. RefSeq names its product origin recognition complex, subunit 3 (gene orc3). NCBI's taxonomy places the organism in Eukaryota, Metazoa, Chordata, Actinopteri, Gymnotiformes, Gymnotidae. Gene Ontology annotation, molecular function: DNA replication origin binding. Gene Ontology annotation, biological process: DNA replication; DNA replication initiation. The record is from RefSeq and is a predicted model, not a curated record. Gene Ontology annotation, cellular component: nuclear origin of replication recognition complex; DNA replication preinitiation complex; nuclear pre-replicative complex.
CACGCGCUUGAAACGCGGGAAAAAUAACAGGAAGUGGUGGUGUGACGUUUUCUCUAGGUUCUACGAAGAUGACUACUUCGUCUGUAUCAAAGGGCUGCUUUGUCUUCAAGCCAGAUCUUAAGAAAAGAAAACGAACUGUAGAUAUAGAGGAGUAUUUUGUUGAUGCCGAUGAUGACUGCUCAUAUGGAAGAGAAAGGUUUAGCAUUUGUCGGAGUCUUUGGGAGAAGAUUAAAACAGACACAGAGAUAUUGCAGGAUGAGCUAAAUAAGAAAAUACUGGAUAGCCUCUUAGAAUUCAUCAAAAAGUGUACCUCAAGCUUCCAGUGUAGAAGUGAUGAGUGGUCAUGUCUCAUGAGGGCCAGUGAGAUCCCUACAGCUGCCUUGGUGCUUGGUGUGAAUGUGCCAGACCAUGACAUGACAUUUCAGAGCCUCUCUGACCUCUUGCAGGAGUCUGUAACCCCUUUUGCUGUCUCUGUACAAGCCAAAGAGUGUUCAGCUCUGAAGAACCUUAUGCAAAAACUACUUGAAAGGCUGAUGGGGGUGAGGGUGACGGAGGAGGAAUAUGAGGAAGACCCUAGUCUUAGUGGCGUCCCUUUGCAACAGAAGAGGGUAUCCUGCUCAAUCGGUGCGCUUUGUCAGUGGUACAAGGCAGUCACAAAUAAACAUAAACAUGCUAUGAAGUCUCCGGGCAAGUACUGCAGUUUAGAGAAUGAUGUCUUACAGUGUCCACCAAUUGUGGUGAUCUUCAAAGAUUUUGAGGCUUUCAAUCCACAUGUGCUACAGGAUUUUAUCUUUAUAUGCAGUCGGUACAUCCAGGAGCUUCCUCUGCUACUCGUCUUUGGCAUCGCCACAUCUCCCUGCACCAUCCAGCAUAUGCUGCCCCAUUCUGUGUCCUCUCUGCUGUGCAUUGAGCUCUUUCAGUCUUUGUCCUGCACCCAGCAUCUGGCUACUGUUAUUGACAAGCUGAUUCUGACUGCUGAGUUUCCCUUCAAGCUCAGUGGUAAGGUUCUCCAGGUGCUGGUGAACAUCUUCUUGUAUCACGACUUCUCUGUGCGCAACUUUGUCAAGGGUCUGCAGUUAGCCCUGCUGGAGCACUUCCAUUCUCAGCCUCUCAGUGUGCUCUGCUGUAAGAAAAAGCACGCCCUGCUCAAUGCUCAGAAGUUAAGCCACCAGCAUCUGGAGAUGCUCCGUCAGCUGCCCUCCUUCAUGAGAUAUGUGGAGGCUCAAGAACCACAGGAACAGGUACAGCUUCUUACCAGUGACAAGUAUGUUAAGGAGGUGUGUCAGAAGUUGCUGAAAGACAUUAGGAAAUACCAUAAGAACUACUAUUGCAUUCUCCGCUGUUUGAGCUCUCUGACAUCAUCUCUACCAAAGUACCCUCUGGGAAAGCAUAUACGGGAGCUGCAUAUGUCCUGCUUGGAGAGGAAUAUAUGGGAGACAAAUGAGUAUGAGUCUGCAAUUCAGCUUUUGAGGUUGCUUGCAAAAGAUGAGCUUGUUGCAACACUGAAAAAGUGUGCUGACAUUCUGAAGCCAUGCAAGACAAAGAAAAUGAACAGUGUAUUGCAGCAGCUGGAAGACUACAUUGUCAAAUUGGAGCAUCUCGACAGUAUGCAUGUAGAGGAUGUCUCUGAAGGGAUCACUCCACUUGGAAAAGAUCUACAAAAGAAAACCGAUCUCUUCCACCUUCAAAAAACACUCUUGGAGAUGAAAGGGUCUAGAAGAACGAAGAAAAUGACUCCAUUUGAAAUGCUGAAAAAUGAGGCACUGGAUUUUAUUGACUGCUUUGUGAGGAGCCACUUAUCUCCACCAGAGCUGCAACCGCUGCAUGAGGUGUGCUACUACAGUUCUUCUGGGUUCCUACGCCAACACCUUAAUGCCACUCCACGUACCUCCAUCCAGACAGCACUCAGCCAGCCCUUCUAUUACUUGCAGAAUGAAAACCUGAAAACAGAUGCUGGCACAGUCUCCAGCUCUGCUCCAGAUAUCUGCAUUGUCUACAAGCUCCAUCUGGAGUGUGGGAGGCUCAUAAACUUGUAUGAUUGGCUUGAGGCAUAUGCAACAGUGGUGUCAGGUGCUGAGGGCAAGGAUCCUGACUCUGAAGAAUAUGGCAAGGUUGAUGAACUCAAGCAUGCUCGUUUCAUUAAAGCAGUGUCUGAGCUGGAGUUCCUGGGUUUUGUGAAAUCAACAAAGCAGAAAACUGACCAUGUGGCAAGACUGACUUGGGGAGGCUGCUAAUUGAGGCUUACUGAUUGUUGAUGGUUGAUUGGCUGUUUGGG